This is a messenger RNA of Drosophila guanche, 4006 nucleotides long. It is a transcript of the gene Dif, whose product is annotated as dorsal-related immunity factor Dif. Bases 604 to 3594 code for a protein of 996 amino acids. Lineage: Eukaryota; Metazoa; Arthropoda; Insecta; Diptera; Drosophilidae. Gene Ontology annotation, cellular component: cytoplasm; nucleus. The transcript has 5 exons. Gene Ontology annotation, molecular function: DNA binding; DNA-binding transcription factor activity. The record is from RefSeq and is a predicted model, not a curated record. Gene Ontology annotation, biological process: non-canonical NF-kappaB signal transduction; cellular response to stress; inflammatory response.
CUCAGUUUAACAGCAAACUUUUCGGUGGUCGGACGUGCUAGGCCGGCAGAAAUCAUUCGCUUUAUAACGCUUAAGUUGUGCAAGUCACACGCGACCAUUUACAGUGCAUGUGUGUGUGCAUGUGUGUGCCUCUCUAUAUGUUUGUUAAUUAUACGCGACACGACAACUACACGGAUAAGUUAGCUCUAAGCGAGUGUGUGUGAAUAAAUCAAUGUUCGCGGCGGGCUGCAUUGCUAAUACAGCAAAUUAAAACCAAAACAACAAACAAAAGCACACUUGAAAGAUUGCGUUGUAAAUUUUUGUUGCGUUUUUCCUUCCAAGUCCGUAGCCCAUAUCUUUCAUAUACAUAUACAAAUUUGGCGCGCAGUGAACCGAGUGAUAAGAGCCGUCGGUCAAAUAUAAUUAAAAUUUGCAUCAAAUACACGUGUCACAUCGCGGCAACAAAGAGAUAAUUCGCAUUCAGAUCAACGUCAAAACCAACCAAAUAAAUUAACACAAUUCGAAGGCAAUAACAUUUGCGACAGGCAGGUGCAACAGCAGCAUAUAAUCCAUAAAAGGCAAUCAAGAGUAGCAGCAGCAGCAGCAGCAGCAGCAUCGCAUCCAAUGGCUGAGGAGGAGCUCUUUGGCGAUUUACAGGACAUUAUCAAUGCCAGCAUGGAGGUAAAUGGCGGUGCUGGUGUACAGGCAGGCGGCAAUAUGCCUCAGGUAUUUCAUCAGUCCACAUCGCUGCCGGUGAUGCCAUCGGCCAUGCCGCUGGGCCACAACCAGACACCGACGACGACAUCCAAGACGACGCCAGCAGCCAAGGCCAAGACGGGUCCACACCUUCGCAUCAUUGAGGAGCCAACAAAUAAUAUAAUCCGCUUUCGCUACAAGUGCGAAGGCCGCACGGCUGGCUCCAUACCGGGCAUGAGCUCCAGCCCGGAGACGGGCAAAACCUUCCCCACCAUCGAGGUGUGCGACUACACGGGCCCCGUCAUCAUCAUCGUCUCGUGCGUGACCAGCGAUGCGCCCUAUCGCCAGCAUCCCCACUGGCUGGUCAGCAAGGAGGAGGCGGACAGCUGCAAGUCCGGAGUGUACAGCAAGCGACUGCCGCCGGAGGAGCGGCGUUUGGUGCUCCAGAAGGUGGGCAUACAGUGUGCCAAGAAGCUGGAGAUGCGCGACUCGCUGCUGGAAAGGGAGCGCAAGAAUGUGGAUCCCUUUAAGGCUAAAUUCGAUCAUAAGGAUCAAAUCGAUAAGAUCAAUCGCUAUGAGCUGCGUCUGUGCUAUCAGGCAUUCAUUACAGUGGGCAACACACGCGUGCCCCUCGAUCCCAUCGUAUCUUCGCCCAUUUAUGGCAAGAGCAACGAGCUGACCAUCAGUCGCCUGUGCAGCUGCUCGGCCAAGGUGAGUGGCGGCGAUGAGAUCAUUAUGCUGUGCGAAAAGAUCUCCAAGGAUGACAUAGAGAUACGCUUCUACGAGACCGACGAGGACGGCAGGGAGCUGUGGCACGCCAAUGCCGAGUUCCAGCCCACGGAUGUGUUCAAGCAGAUGGCCAUAGCGUUCAAGACGCCGCGUUAUAGGAACCCCGAAAUAACACAAAGUGUUAAUGUGGAACUGAAGCUGGUGCGACCCUCGGAUGGUGCCACGAGUGCCCCUUUGCAGUUCGAAUAUUAUCCGAAUCCAGGUAUAGUAACCUUUGCCCGGCUGCAGCGUAAGCUGAAGCGCAAGCAGGAGAUGGAUGUGUUCCAGCAGAUACUCUCUCUAGAUAGCGAAACGACAGCCACCAAGUACUCGUGUCCGCCGCUCGAUCUCAACGAGGAUGAGAAUAACACAGUGUCCUCCGAUGAUCAGCAGAGUUCGGGCACCCUAAAUGACUUUGAGAUUGCGGUGAAGAAGCAAUUGAUGCACUUGCAGCACCGCGGGGAGUCUCACGAUGCGGAUGGCAACACCAUGACGGAGUACACGGACAAUGACAACGAACCGGACAUGGAGAUUGAGCUGGAGGUGCCGCAGUUGUUGCCACAACUAGCCGAUGAUUGCACCCAGACAUCCACGCCCAUGGAGGAGAUUCUGCAGCAUCCCCAGCUGCAGCCGCGGCCCCUCAACAAUGUGGACAAGAUCACCGAGUGGAUGAAGAGCAGCGAGUUCGAGCGCACGGACAGCCUCACCGUGGAGAAUGGAGACACGCCCUCAAUGUCCAACAGCACCGCCCAAACGGCCUUUACGAAUGUGAGCAGCCUGACGGCCAAUACGACCAUCACGAAUCAGCUGGAUGGGGAUGGAGAUGAGGAGGGUGCAGGCUCACGCAGAGAUACGCUAGAGAAUCCAACAGUCAAGGAGCUGCCGGAGGCAGAUGGAGCUCCUCCAGCCCACGAGGAAGUGGCAGAGGAGCAGCCACCCGAGCAAUUGGGGGGUUCUGCCAGCGCCCAGGCCUCCGUGGAUCUCGAUGAGAACUUUGAUGAAACGGCCACGUACACGAGCCUGCAGAUAGCCUUCAACAAUCCCGUGGGCAUGCCCAGGGACUCAACAGCCUCCAGGCAGACUUACGCAGCCACCAAUCCCUUCAGUCAGAUGGAUGAGGAUGAGCUGGUGGUGCUGACAAAUCCCCCCGCACCGAGGAUCAAAGUGAAUGCAGCACUGACGCCAGCCACGCCUCCUUCGCCCACACUGCCGCAGCUGCCGCCGCGCACGCCCUCGCCGGAUCCGGACUACCGUCUGCCGCCGUUGCCACCCAAGCCGCAGAGAAACUCCCAGGAUCUGAGCAUCGUGAGCGAUGGAUCGAUCAAUCGUUCGCGCAAUGGCAGCCUCAGCUCCGCCCGGACCACGCCCUCGCCCAUUAUCAUAAUGCGAACGCCCGACCAGAGCCCCACCAAGCGGCAGCCAACGUCCACGCCGAGUGCCUCGCCCAAGAAGCGGCAGGGAUUCUUCUCGCGUUUCUUCUCGCGUCGCAAGAGCAGGGCCGAGGAGGAGGAGGGUGCGCUCACGGUGGGCGCAAGUCCCAGCAAUCAGCAGGGAAACUCCUCCAAGGCCACCACGCCCACGGGCAGCCGAGAGCCCAGUGUGGCGCACUUUGCUCUGGGCGAUCCCAAUCGCAGCUCCAGUCGGUCCAUGCAGCCGCCGAGCAACUGCAGCGCCGGUCGCAGUGGCCGGCCCGUGGGUCGCAGCUCGAGCAGCGUGUCGGGCAAGAGACCCGCCCACCUCGAUGCCGAUGUCAUUCACAUCCCCCUGAAGGGCGGCGACAGCGAGAACAGUCUGCUGCGGCCCGAGAGCUACUCGACGGCCAGCACCCUCAGCUAUGGUCGACCGCUGGAUCGGAAGACCCUGAGCACCCUGCAGCUGGCCGACAUACCCAUCAGCGAUGGCAACAUGGAGCUGGUGGCCAUUGCCGAUCGCCAGAGCAUUCGCAAUUUGUGCGAGGGCGCCUACGGCGUUGUGCUCGAUCCCAGCGUGGAUCUAUCCGAGGCGGAGCACUUUGCUCUGUACACCAGCAAGUCCCCGGAGCCGCCAGAGCAGGAGGGAGCUGACGCGGGUGCUGGCGGAGCGGAGGCUGCUGAUUUUCUGAGUGCCGAUGAGAUAGCGCGACGGCUGGCAGAGGCCAAUGGAUUGCAGUGAGGCUGAGGAGGGUUAGAACUGGGGGGUUUCGGGUGAAGGAUUUGGGUUUGAUCAUGGCAGAGAAGAGAGUUCUUUGGGUGUUGAUGGUAUUCCGAAAGGGAUCAGGGUGGACCCUACAGAGACCAAGACACACAUUUGUAUCCCUCCAAGCUUUAUAACAAUAUUUAUAUGUGUAUUACCUACAGAAAUACCUGACAACAAGCAAGAUUUUUGAAAGAUUUUCCCACAGGGUACAGAAACAGCGUUGAAGAUUUACCCGAACCCCCUGUAGAAAAACUACAAAAACCGAACUUUAUUUUUAUUUCUUUUAUUUUCUAGUCGUUUUUCUUUUACAGUAUUAAUUAACGCUUAUCUCUAUCCCCCACCCAACACACACUUACACUUACUUACGAAACGAAGCACUUACAUCCGU